This is a messenger RNA of Uloborus diversus, 1659 nucleotides long. Its product is annotated as lachesin-like. The coding region runs from base 304 to 1659 and encodes 451 amino acids. Lineage: Eukaryota; Metazoa; Arthropoda; Arachnida; Araneae; Uloboridae. The record is from RefSeq and is a predicted model, not a curated record. Gene Ontology annotation, cellular component: neuron projection. The transcript has 10 exons.
UCCGUUUUCCAGUAUUACCCUUACAUUCCUUUUACACGAGUUUUGAAGGGUUCAGUAGUUCUGAGACAAUUUUUACUGUAAAAAAAUAAUUUUCAGUUUCUUGUCAUAAAACAAUAUAAGAACAAUAUUUGUCACUUUAGUUUGUUAAACUUUUACAUCACUUUCUUCCAUGGGACUGUCAAACCAUUUAGAGAAUUAUGACAUUGUUUCUUUGUGAAAAAAACUGAUUUUUGACUGGAAUAACAACAUUGGAUUGCCUACUAGUUUUUCAUCUUCCAACUAACUUAAUUGACAGCUAUCCACAUGUGGGCCAGUAUUGCUGUGGCAUUUUGCCUAAUCCAUGGAUAUCUCAGUGCUGUUGCCUAUCAGACGUCUUCUGCGAAAGCAACACCACCAGAGCCAACAGGACCAUCCUUUGCAGAGCCAAUUCCUAAUGUCACCAUAGCAGCAGGAAGAGAAGUUGUUCUUCCAUGUGUUGUGAACAAUCUAGAAAGAUACAAGGUGGCAUGGAUCCAUACAGACAAGCAUACGCUUCUAACUUUACACGACAAAGUGAUAACAAGGAAUAACCGGUAUAGUAUAUCUCACAAUGGUUACAGAACGUGGUGGCUCAACAUCAAAGACGUGGAAGAAUCUGACAAAGGAGAAUACAUGUGCCAAAUAAACACUUCCCCCAUGAAAAGUCAAAGCGGUUAUUUGGAUGUCGUAGUUCCACCAAAAAUUGAUGAAGACUAUACAAGCUCUGACACUGAAGUUAGAGAAGGCGGGGACAUAAGUUUACGAUGUCGAGCAUCCGGUUCCCCGUACCCCAAAAUAAAAUGGAGACGUGAAGAUCAAAAGGACAUACCGGCUGGCUUAAAGUUAGGUCAAGGAAUGAAUGGCGAGUACUUAAAUAUUACUAAAGUAAGCCGUCUCCAUAUGGGAGCCUACCUGUGCAUUGCAUCCAAUGGAGUGCAACCAUCAGUAAGCAAGCGCAUAAUGCUCAACGUUAAUUUUGCUCCUAUGAUUUGGAUACCUAAUCAACUUGUUGGAGCGCCUUUGGACACAGACGUCCUACUGGACUGCGGCUUGGAAAGUCAUCCAAAAUCUGUCACUUACUGGACAAGAGAAGGCGGAAUUAUGAUUUUGUCUAACUCCAAAUACGACAGUAUGUUGCUGGAUUCGGGCAGCUACAAAAGUAAAAUGCACUUAAGGAUCAAAAGUCUGAAACCUGAAGAUUACGGCGCUUAUACUUGCGUUGCGAAGAACUCAUUGGGUGAAACAGAGGGGACUAUAAAACUAUAUGAAAUUCCUCGUCCAACAACAACAUCUUCUCCAGCCCCACAAUACACAAGCAAAACCAGCAAAACAGAGGGAACACAACACACUACCAGCGAAAAGAUGCUUUUAGGAACAUGGCAGAAUUCUUUAAUCAAGGAUGACACGGAAUCUGCUAGAAAAGCAGAACUGUCCACUGAGCUUUUGGAAAAAGAAAGUACCCUCGGAGGAAUUGCAGCUGCCGCCGCUUCUGACCAUGAAUACAGAGAGCAAGGGACGGAAAGAAAAGAGAGCAGAAGACGUAUUAAUAACAGUAUAUCAAAUGCUGUUAGUUUCACAAAAUGCCAAAGAAUACUGCUCCUGGCCUUUGCUAGUUCCAUCGUGUGUCUACUGAUUCUUUGA